Molecule: messenger RNA, 2496 nt
Organism: Sinocyclocheilus grahami
Lineage: Eukaryota; Metazoa; Chordata; Actinopteri; Cypriniformes; Cyprinidae
Product: taste receptor type 1 member 1-like
Exons: 6
Coding region: 1-2496 (831 amino acids)
Biological process (GO): G protein-coupled receptor signaling pathway
Cellular component (GO): plasma membrane
Molecular function (GO): G protein-coupled receptor activity
Source: RefSeq, a predicted model, not a curated record
AUGCUUCUCAGUUGCAUUUACAUUUUGCUUUUGGGCUUUACCAGUUGUUUCUUUUUCAAAAGUUCUUGCUCAGCAUCAGACUUCAGCUUGGAGGGAGAUUACUUAUUGGGUGGCCUUUUCCCUUUACAUGAAAUUGAAAAGGAAACAACUCUGUUUUCUGCAGAGACCACCGAAUGUUUCAGGCACAUUUCCUCAAAAUCUGGCUAUCACAUGUUGCAAGUAAUGAGGUUUGCUGUUGAGGAGAUUAAUAACUCCACCACUCUUCUGCCCAAUGUUUCUCUGGGCUAUGACAUUUUUGAUCAUUGUUCUAAUACAAAGAAUUUCAAUUCAGUCUUACGUUUCAUCUCAAAGAAUGGCUCAAUAAAACCUAAAGAAAAGCUCAACAACUAUCAGCCUAAAGUAAUUGCUUUAACAGGACCAUAUGGAAGCACAAGAACUAUGACUAUUGCACCACUGUUCACAAUGGACCUUAUACCAAUGGUGAAUUAUGGAGCUACUACCUAUGCGUUAAGCAAUAAACUUCAGUAUCCUUCCUUUGUAAGAACAAUCCCUAGCAACAAAGACAUGAUAGAAAUGAUUAUUCACAUCAUACGGUGGUUUGGAUGGAACUGGGUUGCCUUUAUUGGUAGCCAAGACGAUUACAGUUCAGAUGGACUAAAGCUUUUUAAUGAGUAUAUAAGCAAUACUGGUAUUUGUUUGGCCUAUCAAGAGGGUCUAAGUCUAAACACAAACUACAGUCUAACGCUUAAAAAGAUUGAUAUGCUCAACAUCAAUGUCAUUGUAGUUUUUGCUUUGCCACAAUAUGCAAGCAAAUUUAUCAAAGCAGCCAUAGCGAACAACAUCCAAGACAAAGUAUGGAUUGCAAGUAAUGCAUGGGCUAUGAAUCAACAGCUUCCAAGAGAGCCAGGAAUUGAGAAAAUUGGCACAGUCAUCGGCAUUACAGAGAGACUGUUGUCAUUGCCCGGAUUUAAUCAAUUUGUCUAUAAAGCCAGAGGAACAUCUGAUGCUGACCAUAAUGAUGCUGAGGGUAAAGUCAAGAGUAAGACAUGCAAUCAAGUUUGUCAUUACUGCUCAUUGCUGACUGCAGAGGAGAUUAUAAACGAGAAUCCCUCACUUUCCUUUGCCAUAUAUGCUGCCAUAUAUACGAUAGCUCAUGCAUUACAUAAAGUUCUGCAGUGUGACAUCAAUGAAUGCCAGAAAAAUACGAUGGCCAAACCAUAUAUGCUUCUGGGAGAAAUAAAGAAGUUGCAUUUUAUACUCAAUGGCCGUCAGGUGAAAUAUGAUGAUCAUUUUGAUCCAGCUAUCAGUUUUGCAGUUGUGGUCUGGCGCACUGAAGUGAAUCCUCCACAGUUUGUGAUGGUGGGCACAUAUGAGAAACAUGCAGGAAUUACUUUUACCAUUGAUAACUCUCUCCUUCCCUGGCGUAACAAUGGUUCUACCUUGCUGCAAAUGUAUCUUGAAGUUGUCAUUAUUGCUAAUCCAUUUGCCAAGGUCAUCAUCAUUGGUUACAAUUAUUGCAAAAUACUACUAAACAAUUAUAUUAUUUUACUCUUUUUUUCAGGGGACCCUUAUACUUGUUUUCCUUGUGCAGAGGGUGAAUGGUCUGAUGAGGGCAGCACGACAUGUAAGACUCGCUCUGUUGUCUAUCCUCAGUUCACAGAAAUCGCCUCCAUCACUGUCAUGGUUUCUGCUGCAUGCCUAAUUAUUCUCCUUAUUGCCAUAUUUUGCCUUUUUGCCUACAAUUACGACACGCCAGUGGUGAAGUCUGCUGGUGGCGGCAUGUGUUUCCUCAUGCUGACCAGUUUGAUUAUGUCUAGCAUAAGUGUGUUCUUUUUCUUUGGAAAACCAACAUUUGUAUUUUGCCUCCUGAGAAAUGCCAUAUUUGUAUUUUUCUUCACUGUCUGUAUUUCCUGUUUGACUGUCCGUGCCUUUCAAAUUAUUUCUGUUUUUAAAAUGGCUACUCAGUUCCCUAAGUUGCACAGCCUUUGGGUAAAGCACAAUGGCCAGAGUCUCUUCAUUGCAUUUGUUUCUUUCAUUCAUUUCAUUUCUUGUGUGAUCUGGAUGACUGUCGACACUUUCAAACUCAUUGCUGACUCAUGGACUUAUAAAGAUCAACUUAUGCUCAUGUGUGAAAUGGGGAACACUAUAACAUUAACCAUAGUCGUGUUUAUAAGUUGGUUUCUUGGUUUCCUGUGUCUAUUGUUUUCUUAUAUGGGAAGAGAUCUGCCGAAAAAUUACAAUGAGGCCAAAUCAAUAACAUUUAGUCUCAUUUUGUACUAUCUGAGCUGGAUUGCAUAUUUCACAGCAUACCUCACUCUCAAAAGCAAAUACAUUGUCGUUUUGAAUGCAGUGGCCCAGGUAUCCAGUAUAAAUGGAAUUCUCUUCAGUUAUUUUAUACCAAAAUCUUACAUCAUUAUAUUCCAACCACAAAAGAACACUCCUGCAUACUUUCAAACUUCUAUUCAGAAUUACACCCAAACCAUUAGUAGGACCUAG